CUUGGGGAAUAAUCGCCGUGAAAAAAAUUUUUUUUUUCUUUCCGCGAAAUUCCGGAGUCUGGCCAGGUAUAAAAGGCUUGCUUUCAGGCCUGGCCACGACCAAAUGACUGGAGGGAUUUGGAAAUAUCUCCUUUCCCCUUCCUUGUCUAGCCAACCUUUCUUUAUCCCAAAAGAGGACCGCCGAAAGAACCGCCCUGCGCCAUGGCCGAGAACAAGCUUCACAUUUCCUACAACCAGAUCCACCAGCUGAUCGAAGGUGCGGUCAAGACCUACAACAUGGUCGAGGGCUUCAACCCUGAUCUGUGCAUCGCCAUUGGAGGCGGUGGCUUCAUCCCGGCGCGCAUUCUGCGGUCGUUCCUGAAGGCCUCCACAGGCAAGAACAUCCCGAUCCAGGCCAUCGGCCUGUCGCUGUAUGAGGAGCUGCCGAACGCAGGCAAGGACGGUGUCCCGGAGAUCCCUGGCGUGCAGGUCACCAAGACGCAGUGGCUCAACUUUGGUGGAUCCGAGUCUCUGACCAAUCUGCUGGGCCGCCGCAUCCUUAUUGUCGAUGAGGUCGAUGAUUCGCGCAAGACCCUAGUCUACGCCGUCCAGGAGCUCCUCAAGGAUAUCCGCUGCCAGGAGAUCAAGAAGGGCUUGGAGCCAGGAUCGUCCAACACCGAGCUCGGCGUGUUUGUCGUGUACAACAAGGACAAGCCCAAGGCCGAGGAGCUGCCUGAGGAGGUCAUGAAGAACUACUUCCCGGCUGCCACCACUCCCGAUCGCUGGCUGUUCUUCCCAUGGGACUGCACCACCGAUAUCGAGGAGCACUCGAAGCGCGCUAACGAGCAGCAGCUCAAGUAAAUUUUUAAUGUACUUUCAAUGCAAACAUCAGCAUCAAAGCAAUAUGUGAAGCAAAAAGGAUGAUCGGGUGGAGCUAAGCCGGAUUCCAUUUUCGCUACCUGUG
This is a messenger RNA of Linderina pennispora, 943 nucleotides long. Its product is annotated as xanthine-guanine phosphoribosyl transferase. Gene Ontology annotation, biological process: hypoxanthine metabolic process; XMP salvage; GMP salvage. The transcript has a single exon. Gene Ontology annotation, cellular component: cytoplasm. The record is from RefSeq and is a predicted model, not a curated record. Gene Ontology annotation, molecular function: hypoxanthine phosphoribosyltransferase activity. Bases 202 to 840 code for a protein of 212 amino acids. NCBI's taxonomy places the organism in Eukaryota, Fungi, Kickxellomycota, Kickxellomycetes, Kickxellales, Kickxellaceae.